Amblyraja radiata (thorny skate) is the source of this 2708-nucleotide messenger RNA. RefSeq names its product ankyrin repeat domain 13B (gene ankrd13b). The coding region runs from base 127 to 2052 and encodes 641 amino acids. The transcript has 16 exons. Gene Ontology annotation, molecular function: protein binding. Lineage: Eukaryota; Metazoa; Chordata; Chondrichthyes; Rajiformes; Rajidae. Gene Ontology annotation, cellular component: cytoplasm. The record is from RefSeq and is a predicted model, not a curated record.
GAAUUACAGCGCUUCCUAUCGUUCAAUUGCCGUGCAAUAGAGGCACUGGAGCCUGUUGCCAGGGCUUUGACUGGCUACUGCAAAGGUAGUUUGUGCGAUAUUUGGAAAAAGAAGAAUGCUAUCAGAAUGAUUUCUACGAGAAGGGUGGCAGAGAGAUAUCCGUUGCAUUAUUUGGUUUGGUAUAAUAAAUACAAGGAACUGGAAAAGGAACUUAGCACCAAGCAGGUUGACACGGAGGAGCUGGACCCUCGAGGACGGACACCCCUACACCUGGCCGUCACCCUGGGCUUCCUGGAGUGUGCUCGAGUCUUGCUGAAACAUGGUGGUGACGUCAGUAAAGAGAAUCAUAAUGGCUGGACAGGUCUCCAGGAAGCCGUGAGUACGGGCGACCUGGAGUUAGUGCAACUUGUUCUCCGCUACCGUGACUACCAAAGAUCCAUCAAACGGCUAUCAGGGAUACCAUGCCUACUGGAGAAACUGCGGCAGGCACAAGACUUCUACGUGGAAAUGAAAUGGGAGUUUACAAGCUGGGUGCCCCUGGUCUCCAAGAUCUGCCCGAGCGACACGUACCGUGUGUGGAAGAGCGGCCAGAACCUGCGUGUGGACACCACGCUGCUCGGCUUUGACCACAUGACCUGGCAGCGAGGAAACCGGAGCUUCAUCUUCCGUGGGCAAGAUAACUGCGCGGUGGUGAUGGAGAUCGACCACGACCGGCAGAUGGUCUACUCGGAGACACUGUCGCUGGCCAACUUUGACCAUGAGAUGCUGCUGGGUGCCCUGCAGCCCUCCGAGGAGCAGGUGGCCAACCGUCUGACCAUGCCCAUCGUCACCACCCAGCUAGAUACCAAGAACAUCGCCUUCGAAAGAAAUAAAUCCGGAAUCUUGGGAUGGAGAAGUGAGAAAACUGAAGUCAUAAACGGAUACGAGUCCAAGGUUUACGGAGCUUCCAACGUGGAACUGGUGAGCAGAACAAGGACAGAACACCUAUCAGACCAGAACAAGGGCAAGAGCAAAGGUGUGAGUCUGCGAUGCCACAACGCGGCUCCAUCAGUGUCCAGCCUGUUGGCCCAACAUCCAGCCAUGCCUCCCGCCAGCCAGAAGACCCAAAGAAGCAAGACUCCACUGCAGUCGUUCCUGGGCAUUGCGGAGCAGCACGUGGGGACACACAACGGGGCCUACAUCACCCAGACAUUCAGUAACACCAACCCCACAUCCAUCACACCGGAGGAGUACUUCAACCCCAACUUUGACCUGGGAAGCCGUGACAUUGGGCGGCCCAUGGAGCUCACCACCAAAACGCAGAAGUUCAAGGCCAAGCUGUGGCUGUGUGAGGAUCACCCCCUAUCGCUGGCAGACCAGGUCGCUCCCAUCAUCGACCUCAUGGCCAUAAGCAACGCUCUCUUCGCUAAACUUCGAGACUUCAUCACCCUGCGCCUACCGCCAGGGUUCCCAGUCAAAAUAGAGAUCCCGAUCUUCCACAUCCUGAAUGCUCGCAUCACCUUUGGGAACUUGAACGGCAGUGACGAGCGGGUGACGUCGCUGAGGACUAGCCCCACUAGCGAGGCCCCCUCUCCCAGCAGUGACACCUCCAGCAUCUCCAGCACCAGCUCCAUGACAUCGUGUCGGGGUUGUGACAUGGACCCGGCUCUGUUCGAGGUGCCCAGGAGCUACACGGUGGUGGGGACCAACCGCGACUCGCUGCGUGAGGAGGACGAUGAUCUCCUGCAGUUUGCCAUCCAGCAGAGCCUGCUAGAAGCGGGCACAGAGUACGACCAGGUGACCAUCUGGGAAGCGCUGACCAACAGCAAACCAGGAACUCGGCCCGCGAGCGUUGAGGAGAGCAAUGGAGAAAGUAGCCCAGAGCACAGCAACGUGGAGUGUGAGCCCAGCCCCCAGCACAGUCCCAGCGGCCAGCUCUACCCCAACUACGAUGAACAACUGCGGCUGGCCAUGGAGCUGUCGACGAAAGAACAAGAGGAGAUGGAGAAACUGAAGCAGCAGGAGGAGGAGGAGUUGGAACGUAUCAUUCAACUGUCACUCACUGACAAAUAACAUCAGCAACACUCCUCAGCCCUCUCACCAAUGUUUGUUUUUUUAACUAUUUAAACAAAAAUCGGAAGAUGCAAGUCCUCCAGUCCAUGCAUUAUCAUUGAGCACAAACGAGCAAAUGAGAGCUCAGAGCUAGUUUACAGCCCGACAAUUCUGCGUUAAAAAUGCAACAUUAAGACCCGGCUGAGCCUCCAACUCUUUACUCUCCUGUCUUUCACACGAUUGAAGAGUAAUUAUGACAAGGGCAGCCCACAGCGGAGACAGGCAGAAGUCUACGGAGAAAUGUUUCUGUCUGUCAUUGGGAAUUGGUUGGAAAAUCUAUGCGGAGAUUCUGACAGGGAAUUGGAAUAUUGUUGGUAUAUAUCUGCCCUCGCCUCCCCCGCUUGGAGGUUUUUAACUUUGUACACUCAGAUCGCUCAAAGACUCUCCUGUCUCAGUUGGCAGCUGGCAGUACGUGAGGUUGUCCAAGUCCGAUUGUCAGCUCGGACACAAUUCUAUAGCACAAUUUAUUCCAGGGAUGUCUGGAAAUGGGACGGGGAACAUCACGGUUCAGUUGAGUUGAGUUUAUUGUCACGUGUACCGAGGUACAGUGAAAGGCUUUUGUUGCAUGCUAGCCAGUCAGCAGAAAGACUAUACAUGAUUACAAUCGAGCCGUCCAC